AUGCCUCCCAAACGCCGCAGUGCCGGCGCAACCGCCAAAUCAUCCGGCCAAUCGACCCUCGCAUUCCACGGAGCCUCCAACAAAGUCACUAAGCCCGGCGCGCGCGCAACCAACGCGAAGAAGAACCUGCUCACAGAGAGCGCGAAGAAAGAUGAGAAGCCCGAGGCCGUCGAUGUGAAGGUUAAGAUGGAGGAGGAAGCGCCCACAACCGCCGAGGCAGCGAUCAUCAAGCAAACAGAGCAGGCGCAGGAGCCAGCGCAAAGCACACCGGAGGAGGAGGAGGCGCGUCUGGUCAAGCCGAAGCAACUUCAAGCGUACUGGAAAAAUCAGAAUGCUGGGUCGGCGCCGAGGUACCACCAGGAUGAUCUGAGCUUGGAGGAGAAGAUAUUGAGGAAGUUUGACAUGACGGGACAGUUCGGGCCCUGUGUCGGUAUUGCUCGCCUCAAGCGCUGGAAACGAGCGCAGCGCUUGGGUCUUAACCCUCCGAUCGAGGUCCUCGCGGUGCUGUUGCAGGAGCAGGACAACAAGGACAAGAUUACGGUGCAGCGAUCAGUCAUAGAUGAGAUUUUGAACUCGCGCAGUGAAAUCGAG
Paraphaeosphaeria sporulosa is the source of this 591-nucleotide messenger RNA. RefSeq lists its product as uncharacterized. The transcript is spliced from 2 exons. Gene Ontology annotation, molecular function: DNA-directed DNA polymerase activity. Lineage: Eukaryota; Fungi; Ascomycota; Dothideomycetes; Pleosporales; Didymosphaeriaceae. Gene Ontology annotation, cellular component: delta DNA polymerase complex. The annotation marks the transcript as partial. Gene Ontology annotation, biological process: DNA-templated DNA replication; DNA synthesis involved in DNA repair. The record is from RefSeq and is a predicted model, not a curated record.